GGCCAUGUCUUGGCGCCGCGCGAGUCGGCUGCGGACGCUGUUUGCCCGGAGCGGGAACAAAAGCAGCUCAGCUGGAGUGCUUGGCGGGACAGCAGGGACUGCGGCCUCUGGGAUGGGGAGUAACACAUCAUCAUCUUUAGAGAAGUCAGCUACUGCUCCUGUGAACCAGAUUCAAGAAACGAUUUCAGAUAAUUGUGUGGUGAUUUUCUCAAAAACAUCAUGUUCUUACUGUACGAUGGCAAAAAAGCUUUUCCACGACAUGAACAUUAACUAUAAAGUAGUGGAAUUGGACAUGCUUGAAUAUGGAAACCAAUUUCAAGACGCUCUUUUCACAAUGACCGGGGAGAGAACUAGCUUUUCUCAAGAUGAAAGUAGUCUUUGGUUUUUGACUGGGACAAUAUAGACCAGGACAGUCUUCAGUUACUGAACUGAAUAAGGCAAGUGUACUGGUGUGCCAUAUCUUAAGCUUUUGGGGUAGAUUUUUCUAUAGUCUGUAAUGAAAAACGUACUGUUUUUGAUAUUUUCCUUCUUUGUAUGUACCUAGGCUACUAGAAUGUGCUCUUCCUCCAUAGUAAAGCAAACAUUAGGAAGAUCUACAUAAACAGACCAUAUUUUUCUUGGCUGAUUCUACAGCACAGGGUGUACAGGUGGUACAGAUGGGUAAGCACUCCAUCAUCAGCCAGGAGGUUAGCAUCUGGAACCCGCCUGGAGGCACCGUGGAGGACAGACCUGCGCAUCCGUUUCCAACAAAAUUACGCCAUUGAAAACCCCAUGGAGCAGUUCUUGGCACGCCCAGCGUCCCAGUCAGAACCCACUCAGUGUUGACUAAGAGCAUUACGUGGCCCCGUGCUUAGGAGCAGAGGCUGUGGAGUGAGGUUGUCCGAGAUCUGAAUCCCAGCCCUGCUCUUUAUUAUCACUGCGACCUUGCGCAAGUUCCUGUGUGUCCUGUGUCCGUUUCCUUCAAAAUAAGGCCCCCAAAGUGUGUAUCUCCAGAGUAGGAAAGAUUUAGAGAGAAUUGUGAACGUGCUUAGUUGGGUGCUCACUGAAUGAAAAUACCCAGGCUGUGAGCACCUAUUAUCAUGUGAAGUGAUCUUUUACUUCUGACAAUAGGGUGAGACCUAAUCUAUCAUUCUUUAUCCAACAGGUUCCAAGGAUAUUUGUCAAUGGAACUUUUAUUGGUGGUGCAACUGACACUCAUAGACUUCACAGAGAAGGGAAAUUGCUUCCAUUAGUUCA
Messenger RNA from Echinops telfairi (small Madagascar hedgehog), 1236 nucleotides. RefSeq names its product glutaredoxin 2 (gene GLRX2). The transcript is spliced from 4 exons. The coding region runs from base 5 to 403 and encodes 132 amino acids. The record is from RefSeq and is a predicted model, not a curated record. Lineage: Eukaryota; Metazoa; Chordata; Mammalia; Afrosoricida; Tenrecidae.